AUGGCUCCCAAGGCCGCCGCCGCUACCACCACUGCCGCUGCUCCCAAGAGCAAGCCCAGCCAUGGCACCUACCAGGACAUGAUCACCGACGCCAUCGUCGCGCUCAAGGACCGCAAUGGUUCCAGCCGACAGAAGCUCAAGCAGUAUGUUCGCCAGAACAACAACAUCGCCAUCUCCCAGAACAUGUUCGACUCUCUCUUCAACAAGGCCCUGAAGGCUGGUGUUGAGAAGGGUGUCUUCCAGCAGCCCAAGGGUCCCUCCGGUGGCACCAAGCUCGCCAAGAAGACCGCUAAGCCCGCUCCCAAGGAGAAGAAGGCCCCUGCCCCCAAGAAGGCCGCCGCUCCUAAGAAGGAGGGUGCCGCUAAGAAGGAGGCUGCCCCCAAGAAGGCUGCCGCUCCCAAGAAGGAGGCUGCUGCCAAGAAGGAGGCCGCUCCCAAGAAGGCUGCUGCCCCUAAGAAGGAGACUGCCGCUAAGAAGGAGGCCGCCCCCAAGAAGGCUGCUCCCAAGAAGGCUGCCGCCGAGAAGCCCGCCGCCGCCGACAAGGUCAAGACUGGUCGCGUCACCAAGAAGCCCGCUGCUCCCAAGAAGGCGGCGGCGCCCAAGGCUGCUACCGCUAAGGCGCCCGCCAAGGCCGCGCCGAAGAAGGCCGCCGCUGCCCCCAAGGCGUCCUAA
Parascedosporium putredinis is the source of this 672-nucleotide messenger RNA. The record is from the annotation of a GenBank genome assembly. Lineage: Eukaryota; Fungi; Ascomycota; Sordariomycetes; Microascales; Microascaceae.